AUGAGGUCCUAUCCGCUCUUUAUCGCACUAGGCCCCGCGACCACCUUCGCGGCAAUCAUUCCAAGGAUCCUUCCUCCGGCAUCUGACCUUCCCUCAGGCUGGUCGUACUCUGGAUGCUAUGUCGACAGUGUCUCGACUAGAGCACUCAAUCUUGCCUCCUACGCCGACGGAGCGCAGACAGUGGAGACCUGCAUCGCCUUCUGCAGCCCAAAAGGCUAUUCUGUAGCCGGGGCCGAGUUUGGGUCAGAAUGUUUCUGUGGUCUCGCGAUCCCUUCUCAAGUUGCCGAGGAUGGCUGCAACAUGGCUUUUGCGGGUGACUCUUCGGAAGUCUGUAGCGGACCUGACCGUCUCUCCGUGUACACCUCCGGCUCAACUGUCUCCGUCAACCCGGGCCCAGAUGGAUGGCACUCGCUCGGGUGCUACACUGAUUCGGUUCAUGCUCGUACAUUCACCUACGGUGCGGCCACUCCCGGUGGUUUUGACGCUCAAACGGUUGCUGUCUGUACUUCAACCUGCGGCUCUUUGGGCUACAAGUUGGCUGGCGUGGAAUUCUCCGGCGAGUGUUUCUGCUCAAACGGUAUCGAAAACGGCGGCGUACCAGCGACAGACGAAUGCAACAUGCCCUGCAAAGGGAAUUUGACCGAGUUCUGUGGAGGCCCAGAUCGCCUGAACGUAUAUGAGGUCAAUGCUCCGACACCUCCUACUCCAUCUUGCGUGCCCACAAUCGAAACGGGCGGUAGGAUCGACAACGGAGGUUUCGAGACGGGCGGCGCAGCACCAUGGACCUUCUCCGCCAGUUACGCAAUGGGCACCGCGCUUCAUGGAGAAGCUUUCGAAGGCUGCUGGGCCUGGGACUUCCAGCCCUACAUGGGCACUAACACUCCCCGCGUAGCAUAUCUCAUCUCCGAAAACAAGGUGACGCCCAACAAGAAGCACAAGCUUACGUUCUAUCUCGGGCGCCGAUCCUCCGCCACACCCACGGGUACUGCUAAGGUGAAAGUCACAGUCGGAGAUGACUAUUCGGAGACGUUUACGGUGUGUGGAGGGAGCUGGUGCGGUAGGGAUGGCGCGGGUGGCAGCGUGUGGAAGAGGCAUAAGGCGGAGGAUAUUGAGAUUCGGCCGGGGAAUCCAAAGCCGGUAUUGUUUACGGUGACUUGGACGGGCACGACGAAGAAUGAUAGGAGUGAUGAUGUGUUGCUUGAUGGGGUGCUGCUGGAGCGGGAUUAA
This is a messenger RNA of Trematosphaeria pertusa, 1227 nucleotides long. Its product is annotated as WSC-domain-containing protein. The record is from RefSeq and is a predicted model, not a curated record. The coding region runs from base 1 to 1227 and encodes 408 amino acids. NCBI's taxonomy places the organism in Eukaryota, Fungi, Ascomycota, Dothideomycetes, Pleosporales, Trematosphaeriaceae. The transcript has 2 exons.